Messenger RNA from Symbiodinium pilosum, 3495 nucleotides. The record is from the annotation of a GenBank genome assembly. NCBI's taxonomy places the organism in Eukaryota, Dinophyceae, Suessiales, Symbiodiniaceae.
GCGCGUGGCUGUGCCGGAUGGUUGGACUUUAUCAGUGGACUGCGUGGGCCCGAUAAAGAACGGCCUCUCAGAGUUCGGUCCUCAGGUCAAGUAUGCGCUGAUUGGUGUUUUGGUGGUUCCAGACAUUGUUGGGAAUCUGAAGGCUUUCUUCCAGGAUGAAGGGGAGGCGCCCGAGGUUCCAUUGGACGAUGAUGCCUUUGCCGUGGAGGGCGGAGAAGGUGACGAUGAAGCAGGGGAUGAGGAGGAUGAAGCAGCUGGGGACGAGACGGCGAAGUGGGAGGAGAUUGUUAACAAGGAGAAGGUGGAAGGCAGCAAGGUUCUUGAGUUGCCCUUCAUGGUCCCUCUUCCGUCCAAGGCUGCCCCGGUGGUGCUCGAUGGCGUCACCGAGAUCCUCACCAAGAUCAAGGCCAUGGGGCUUUGUGUCCGGAGGGUACACUCCGAUCGUGGGCGUGAGUUCGUGAACAUGGCGAUGAAGCGAUACUGCUCCCACGGAGGUCUGAUCCGAACGACUACCAGUGCGGACGACUUCAAGAUGAAUGGCAGAUGCGAGGCAAUGGUUGGCAGGUUGAAGUCGGCAACCAGAACUAUGCUGGCGGCGGCUGGCCUUGGCUCGGAUCACUGGUCUUUCGCGAUGAGGCACGUGGUGGAGAAGGUCAUCCCAGCAACUAUGCUUUGUCCGUCCGGGGACGUGUCUCGAGGUUUCUUGGUCAAGACGGGCGAGAACACCUAUCUUACCACGACCGUGGCUGUGGAGCACGUGGAGGAGGUUAGCGGCAACUUCGCCGUUUCGCCGGAGCAUGCUACAGAGGGGGAGUCACCCAAGCCAGUUCCCCGGUACCGAGUGACUGGGAAGCAGCGAGUGGCAGCUCUCGAGACGGACGUGGCCAUCAAGGAGGACGAGGAGUUGGCGCAAAAGUUCCUGGCCCAAGGCGACUUCGGAGUUCAGGCCCUUGAGGAUUUUGUGUGCCAGCUGCGACUUCGAGAUCAGCUUCGACCCGCUCGACCUACGACCCGGAUGUUCUCCGAAACCUCGUCCGUACAUGUGUUUGGGAUGUUCAGGCAUGGGGGAGUGGUUGGCGUGACCAACCAGAUGAAGAGCCGGCCCAAGUUGGUUAAGUUUGUGACCUUGGUCCUGAAGAAGGUGCUACCACCCUCAUCCUCAUAUACCACAUUCAGUCUCAACUUCAACACCCCCUUGGCCGUGCAUACCGACUCCACCAACGAUUUUCAGUACCCAAACUACGUUGUUGGCGUAGGAGAUUAUGUUGGAGGUGAUGUUUGGGUAGCCUUGAAGCCGGGUGAGUCGGCCAAGCAUCCAGAUACCGAGUCACAUUGGCGGCCUAUACCGUCGCACGACAUAGUCAUGCGUCGAUGCAAGACCAACGGCUUCUUCGAGAUUCAGUUCUACAUCGGGGACUUUGCGGAAGGGAUGGACGAGAGCUUCGAGCAGGAUAGGGAUGGAGAGAGCAACCGAGAUAGCUCUGAUGGAAAUUGUCUUCGAGCACUUCGAUCCCUUGGUCCCGGGGGAGACCAAGAUGGCCCAGAAGGCAAUGGACUGCGGGAGCCGGAAUGGACCUUGGAGAACGAUGGUCUUUCUGGCUAUCAGGUGGGCUCCGAGGUCGCCAUCCUGCAAGAAGUUGGUGCGACACCGAGUGCUGACCUUCAAGGGAGCGGCCUGGUAGAGUGGCGCAUGGUUGCUGCUGACGAGCCGCUAAGGGUUUGUGAUCAAGCUGCAGUGGAGGGCCUCGAAAGUCUGCGGGUUUAUCUGCUGGCCAUGGACAACGAGGAGAGAGCGGCGUUGGCCUUGGAGGUGGAUGCCGGAGAGGACUAUGGCACAGCUAGACGGCUACGACGACUCAACCUGCAGAUGAAGCAGCUUGAAGAGGCCCUGGAGUCGGUGGAGGUGAUCCGAANNAUCCGUAAAGUGGAUGCGGCGGAGGAUGUCGAGGAUGUGCCCCUUCACACCAAGACGUGCCGUUGGACGUGGUUCGAGCGGAGCUGGCCAAAGUACCAGAGCCUGACCAUUGACAAUCUGGCGGUGCGGCCUUUCACUCAGGAGGAGCUUGAUGCUUGGGACAGGGAGGGCCGGGAAUAUGACUUGGUCCCCGGCAAGACGGUCCAUAGUCGGAAAGCGUUCACGGGUCGUCUCAAGACGAGAGCAGUGGUUUGCGGGAACUAUAUCUCGGACUCCUACUCCAAGGCAGAGAAGUUCGCUGCUGGGGCUGACGGCGUGCUAGUGCGCUGCUGUCUGCGGGUGUGCGCCCGACGAGCCUGGGAUCUCGGAGCCCUGGAUAUCACCACGGCUUUCUUGUUGGCUCCACUCCUGUACCGAGAGAGCCGCCCCACCAUAGUGAAGGUGCCAAAGGUGUUCCUGGACGCCUCUAUCUGCAGUGAGAAAUACUGGCGGGUAGACCGCGCGAUGUAUGGCCUGCGGACCUCUCCGAAAUCCUGGAGCGCUUACAGGGACACUACAAUGCGGUCCAUGCGGGGCAAGUUCAAAGGCAGGAUAGUUUGUUUUCGGCAAAGCUCUGCCGAUGAGUCCCUGUGGUACAUCUUGUUGCUGGCCCCGGAGACCAACGGCGAGGAAGGCGGGAAUGAAAGCGACCUCGCUGAGGGCAUCAUUAUUGUGUACGUAGAUGACCUCCUCAUAGCAGCGAUUGCCGCCUUAGCCCGCACAGUCAGCCAAAUGUUUCGGGAGCAGUGGAAGUGCUCCUCACCAGAGUGGGUGUCCGAGGCCGGAGAGGUGAAGUUCAACGGAUUUGAGAUCCGAGCUUUGGAAGGUGGUCUCGAGUUGCACCAGAACAGCUAUGUCAAGGAUCUGCUGGAACGUCGGCAAAUUUACCUGGACGGUGCCAUUAUCGCAUGGAGCAGUAGCCGUCAAGCGUUUGUGACAAUGUCGACGGCGGAAUCGGAGCUUGUCAGCAUUUGCGAGGGGGUAGUCGCUCUCAAGUCGUUGGAGGGACUUGUGGCCGAGCUCUUCUUCGGAAAGGUCUCUGACUACCAGGCGGUGAAGAAGGUUGUGUACACGGAUUCCCAGGCCGCACUUGCGGCCUGCCAGACUUCGGCAGGUAGUUGGCGGACGCGCCACUUGCGGAUCCGAGGAAACAUGUUGCGGGAGCUCCUGGACUGUGCUGGAUGGAUGGCCUUCCAUAUGGAAGGGAACGUGAUGCUGGCCGACAUCGGCACCAAGGGGCUCUCCGCUGAUCGCUUUUGGUUCCUGAUGCAGUUGAUGGGGCUGGAUCGUCCGGUGGCUUCGAGGGCUACGAGUGCUUCGUCGUCGCCCUCCUUGCCGGCCUCUCAGGACCAGGUCAAGAAAAUGCUGGCCAUGAUGAUGAUCAUUGCCCUUCUUCCGGAGACAGCUGCGUCCAGGGACUUGGUGGUGGCAGCCAGCCAACCUAGUACGACGGCGGCGGCGCCAGUGAACUACUUGCUCCUGACCUUCAUCAUUGCGGCGACCAUCAUCGUUUGGGAGAUCAUCAAGGGCAUGAAGGAAUG